GCAGGUCACUUGAUCAUAAAUCUCGUUGAUCGCGUUAAGUAAGACGUGGUUUGGAAACACGUGACGCGUUGCUAAGUAAACUAGAACAAAUGUCUGAAAACCGGGAAGUGUGAAUCUGAAAAUGGCAGCAGCUUUAACUGAUAAGAGGACGGUCAUCAUUACUGCAAGGGAGAGAGGUCCGGGUCCAGGACGAUAUGCUCUCCCUUCAUCUAUUGGGUUCAUGUCCCAUGACUGCACCAAGCACAUGAAGCCUGCAUACUCUUUUGGAAGAAGAUUGUAUGACGACUUGUACAGAAGUGAUUGCAGCCCAGGACCUGCCUACUUUAUUGAUCCACGAAUCACACGUCAUGGAACAGAUGGAACGCCUGCCUACUCCAUGUUGGCGCGUCAACAUGAUCCAAACACCUUCAAGACCCCAUCCCCAGGAGCUUACUCCCCAGAACAGGUCCACCCACAGGGCGAGAGACAUGCAGCACGAUACUCCAUUUCUGCCAGAACUCCAUACAGACAGAGGGAUCAGAACCCAUCUCCAAAUAAAUACUGUCUACCUCCAGUCCUUGGUAACAAACAGCCAAACAAGCCUGCACCCCCUGCUUACUUCAUGUCAAGUAGACAAAAUAUUGGCAGCUAUCUUGAAGAUUUGGCCAAGGCUCCAGGACCUGGCCAAUACAAUGGAACACAUCCCGAUAGUUACAUGGUCAAGGCCCCACUUUAUUCCAUGAGGAGUAGGAGUUACAUGCCAGGUGACAAUACAAAGAAACCAGGCCCUGGACAACACAGUCCCGAGAGAGUUAGCAUCAACAAGCAGGCCCCACCACAGCAUUCCCUCGGGAUCCGACAUUCAGAGUUCAUUUGCCCUCUGAUCACAGAAUGCUAAAGGAACUGAUUUUUUUUUUUUUAUUUUAAACAGAAGUGCAAUAUUUUUACAUAAUUCUUUUUACCAAUAGUCAAUUUUACAGAUAAUUCAUCGAUGUCUUUAAUCAAAAAUGCAAUAACUGCUUAAAUUUUGUACUAGUAUCCAUUUGAAAAUUCAACCUAUAUGAAUAGAUAGAAUGAACACAAGUUAUAUUGUGAUUUACAAAAUUAACUUCAUUCUAAUACACAUGAUUACGUCAUGGUAUAUGUUAACAUUAUUGUUUACAAAUAUAAAUAAAGAUGAUCACAUUAUUUCUCCUCAGUCUUAUGUGGUUAUGGAAAUUCCACCUUAAACCCAUUUUUAAAGAUUCAUUGCUGACCAAAAUACAAUAAGUUGUAACAUGCAAAAAUUCCUCCAAGUGAAAAAAUUGCAAAAAUAUUUUCCAACGAUAUUAGUACUACUGAAACACAUCUAUAGAAUAUCCAAUAGUUAUAUUCUUGAUUGGUCUCAGUGAAGACAUUGAAACAUGUACGUGGUUAAAUUCAUAACCCAUAGAAUUCUACAAAUGACUAUAACAUAUUUGUAUACAUCUUAGCAUAACUAUAUUUAAGAACUAAAAACUAGAACACUGACAGAUCAGCAAGGGAACUGUUGAGAGGCUCUAUAUCCCCUAAUCAAGAAGCUUGCCAUACGCCCACAUGAACUAUGAUAUGACACUUGUUUCCUUUCAACUUCAUAUUUACUGCACUUGAGGAAAUGUAAAUACCGGUAAAAUAACCAUUUGCCAUAGCAAUAGGCCAGUAUAAGCCUUUGGCUGUGGUG
Pecten maximus is the source of this 1678-nucleotide messenger RNA. RefSeq names its product outer dense fiber protein 3-like. Gene Ontology annotation, cellular component: cytoskeleton. The transcript is spliced from 4 exons. The coding region runs from base 122 to 877 and encodes 251 amino acids. NCBI's taxonomy places the organism in Eukaryota, Metazoa, Mollusca, Bivalvia, Pectinida, Pectinidae. The record is from RefSeq and is a predicted model, not a curated record.